This is a messenger RNA of Babesia bigemina, 3051 nucleotides long. RefSeq names its product ClpB, putative. The record is from RefSeq and is a predicted model, not a curated record. The coding region runs from base 1 to 3051 and encodes 1016 amino acids. NCBI's taxonomy places the organism in Eukaryota, Apicomplexa, Aconoidasida, Piroplasmida, Babesiidae. Gene Ontology annotation, molecular function: ATP hydrolysis activity; ATP binding. Gene Ontology annotation, biological process: cellular response to heat. The transcript is spliced from 4 exons. Gene Ontology annotation, cellular component: cytoplasm.
AUGCUCCGGAUACGAGCGGUGGAAGCAUUCCGGCACGGUAACCAUGGUGAUCGCAACUCCUUCCUGGGACCUUUCGGUUCUCAUGGUGACAGGAAGUCAUCGCACGAGGAUUCGGGCUACGUCUCUCAUGCUUUCGACAACGACUUCAGAUUGGGCAUGCUGCCGGCGGGAGGAACAGGCUGGAAUGCGGAGAACAAUAUAGAUAUUAGCAGUCGUGUAACCUCAGCGCUGUUGCAUGGGCUCGCAAACCUUCUGGGCUUCCCUCACAAGAGGCCGCCUACCGCUCUGGGCAUGCUGGCGACCGGGUCACCUGAUCACGGCAGUCCGUACAACGCUGGCGCAGACAGCAAGCAUGACAUGGCUUUGCACAUGAUCGGGCAUGGCAACGGGCACACCCUUGAUUCCGAGGACUUCACAGACAAGGCCUGGGAGGCCGUGAGCUCGUUGGGCGAUGUGGCCAAUCGCUACAAAUCCUCAUUCGUUGAAGCUGACAUGCUGCUGCUCAACUUACUCAAUCUCGGUGAGGAAUCUACGUGUCACAAAAUACUGCAACAUGCCGGUGUUGACGUUUCCAAGAUGCGUGAGGACCUCGAGGUCCACCUCUCAAAGCAACCACGCAUGUCGGCGGGAUUCGGUGACCAGAAGGUUCUAGGGAGAACGCUGCAGAAUGUGUUGACGGUAACGCGGAGGUUCAAGUCGGAGUACAACGAUCACUUCAUCAGCGUCGAGCACCUGCUUCUUGCACUCGCUUGCGAGGAUACCAAGUUUACCAAGCCUUGGUUAGCGCGACAAAAGGUAACGUAUGAGAAGCUCAAAAAGGCAGUGGAGGCAGUGCGAGGAAAACGCAAAGUGACGUCUAAAAAUCCCGAAAUGUAUAGCAAAGACCUCACCCUGAUGGCGAAAAACGGGAAACUUGAUCCAGUCAUUGGACGAGACAACGAGAUCCGCAGGACCGUGGAAAUUCUCAGCCGGCGCACAAAGAACAAUCCCAUUUUACUGGGCGACCCGGGUGUUGGCAAAACAGCGAUUGCUGAGGGCUUAGCUAAUCGAAUAGUGUCGGGUGACGUACCCGACUCUCUGAAGAACACACGUGUCAUAUCGAUCGACCUGGCGUCUAUAGUGGCUGGAACCCAAUACCGCGGAGAGUUCGAAGAGCGGCUGAAGGCUAUCCUGAAGGAAGUCCAGGAGUCACAGGGCGAGAUCAUUAUGUUCAUUGACGAAAUCCACUCUUUGGUGGGAGCAGGGGACGGCCAAGGCGCGCUAGACGCAGGAAACAUCCUGAAGCCUAUGCUUGCGCGUGGGGAACUGCGUUGCAUUGGCGCAACAACGCUGCAGGAGUAUAAGAGAAUCGAAAAGGACAAGGCUCUGGAGCGUCGGUUCCAACCUGUAUACGUAGAUCAGCCAAGCGUCGAGGAGACCAUCAGUAUCCUCCGCGGUCUCAGGGAACGUUACGAGGUGCACCACGGAGUGCGAAUCUUGGACUCUGCACUUGUCGAGGCUGCUCAGCUCAGCGACCGAUACAUAACUGAUCGUUUCCUACCGGACAAGGCCAUUGACCUCGUGGACGAGGCGGCGGCAAGACUGAAAAUUCAAUUGUCGAGCAAGCCAAUCCAACUCGAUGCGAUCGAGCGUAAGCUCUUACAGCUGGAGAUGGAACGAAUCUCUAUAUCCAAUGAUGGCGGGCGCGACCAGUCCCAAAGCAACGCGGUAGGGAUUCUACCGGACAGCGCACGGCAGAAGUCCAUACCGGAAAAUCGGAGGAUUGAGCGCAUCCAAAAGGCCGUGGAAAAGUUGCAGGCAGAGAAAGAGGCACUAACAAAUGCGUGGCUGCAAGAGAAGGGGCUCGUGGAUGCAAUUCGUAACAUCAAGGAACGGCAAGAUGUUGUAAAGGUCGAAAUCGAAAAGGCUGAGCGCGAGUUCGAUCUUAACCGCGCCGCUGAACUAAGAUUCGAGACGCUGCCCGAUCUGGACAAGCAGCUUGUGCAAGCCGUGGAGGCAUAUGAAGCUCACGCCAAGAAUGUGCUGUCAACAGGCGGCCAGUUGAUGCUGCGUGAUGAGGUCUCUCGCGAAGACGUCGCCAGCGUUGUCUCUCGGUGGACUGGCAUUCCCGUUGAACGCCUUGUGAGGUCGCAGCGUGAGAAGAUGCUGCAUCUGGCGACCGAGCUCCGCAAGAGAGUCAAAGGUCAAGAUGAAGCCAUUGACAUAGUGACUAAAGCGAUCCAGCGUUCCCGUGUGGGCAUGAGCGACCCCAAGCGGCCCAUUGCCAGCUUCAUGUUCCUCGGCCCCACGGGUGUGGGGAAGACUGAACUGUGCAAGGCGGUUGCGGAGCAAUUGUUCGACACCGACGAGUCGAUUAUUCGGUUUGACAUGUCAGAAUAUAUGGAAAAGCACACUGUGUCUAAACUGCUAGGUGCGCCCCCGGGAUACGUAGGAUACGAGAAAGGCGGAUUGCUGACAGAUGCUGUUCGCAGAAGGCCAUACUCUGUCGUCCUGUUCGACGAAAUCGAGAAGGCGCAUCCCGACGUAUUCAACAUCAUGCUGCAGCUGCUGGACGAUGGGAGGCUGACCGACGCGACGGGACGGAAGGUUAAUUUCACCAACUGCCUUAUCAUUUUCACGUCGAACCUUGGCAGCCAAAACAUUCUGGAGCUGGCCAAGACCCCUGACAAGAAAGCCGAAAUCAAAAACAAGGUGAUGCAGGCGGUUAGGCAGACCUUCUCCCCCGAGUUCCUCAACCGUAUGGACGAAUUUGUUGUGUUCAAUGCGCUCUCAAAGGAAGAGCUGAAAUCUAUCGUCGACAUUGAACUUGGAAAGCUAGCAGACCGCCUAGCCGAGAAAAACAUAAAGCUGGCCGUUGACAACGAGGCCAUUCUCCACAUCGCAGAGUUGGGUUACGACCCAGCGUACGGCGCCCGGCCUAUCCGGCGCACCAUCCAGCGGGAGCUGGAAUCUAGGAUCGCAAAGGACUUACUGGACGACACGUGUCGGGAGAACGACGUGGUGAGGGUGAAAUACGACGGGGGCCUGAAGAUAGAGGUAUCACGCGAAUAG